AGUAAGAUGUCACACAUAGUUAUUUAAGCAGAGUAAAUUACACACAAUCAAUUUGUACACAGUAUUUUUUUUAUUUCUCUCCCUUUUUUUUCUUGUUUCUUUUUUUUUCUCAUCAUCCAAUAUGAAGCCAUCCUUCAUCACAACAGAACCUACAGAUAUGAAAGAGACUAGUACUGAAAGCUUCAUGGACUUGCUCUCUGCUGCCUUUCAGUCACAAAGUCUGGGUGAAACGAAUAAAGAACAAAGACCUAAACGCACCAGCAGACAGUUAUCUUCUCCUGCACUCCGCAAACGCUCUUCAGGAAGCUAUCGUACCUCACAGCAGCAGCAUCAACAACAGCAACAACAGCAACAAGAUUUCCCAACUGAACGAAGAAGAGACUCGAACGGUGUCAACUAUACAAACUGCGUCUCUCUUUUAAAUGAAUACCAACAUUCAAAAGAAGACAAAAAGGAUGAUGAAAAACCCACAUUUACCUUGAGAAGAGGAGAAGAACCAACGCAGCCAAUUUCACCUAAAAACAACAGCACAACAACAAAUCGCGGUAGAAUAGCAAAACGACUUUCAGCCACACUUAAUACCAUCAGUCCCAUUCACAGCAAUCCACACAUGUCUUCGUCUAAUAAUUCAUCUUUUCUCAAAUCUAUCAAAGACACUAAAUAUAUUGGACCUAAUGCACUGGCCCAAUUGCUUACAGAUGCACAAACCCCGCUUGGUAUAGAACCUUUAAUGAUUGAUAUGCGUCCCUUGGAACAAUACCAAAAAUCACAUAUUCGACACUCGAUUCAUGUCAAUGUGCCUACAUUGUUGAUCAAACGAUACCGUCGGGGCGUUGUUUCCAACUUUAAUCUCGAGAGUUUCAUCACGACACCCGAAGGCACUGAUUUAUUUCGACAUUGGCUAAAGCAAUUUAAUGCUCAAGACAUUCAAGAAUUACCUGAACGAGCUCAUUUCGUGGUGUACGAUGAACAAAUGACAGAGUCCGACAUGACAACAGCCACUUGGAUCCUUGUAGGUGCUAUCAAGAAGAACACACUGGCUUGUGUUCAGUACCUGCAGCAUGGCUAUCGUGGAUUUGAACAGUUUGACCUGACACAUAAAUACCUAGAAGGCUCACAAUUUGCUCGGUUAGAUACACCUCCUCUACCCAUACCUUCUUCAUCACAAUCAUCCGAACUAACAAAAAAAUUCAAGCAUCCGUUAUUCAAUCCACCCAAUAAACUCAAGAUGCCUACACCUAUGAUUUCCCGUAGUGCUUCUACACUCUCAGCCAAAGCAAAUAACCUGACUGUCAAUGUACAGAGAAGAGCGAGUUUGUUUACACUCGAUACAAAUAUGCGACCUUCCAAAAGCCGAUCUUUAACAAGUAUUCCAAGUCAAUCACAAUCCACCCAACGUCAUAAAAAUGAAUUAGAAAGCAUUCAUGAAAAAAACAAUCAUACCCCUACUACACAAAUCUUUUCGCCCGAGGAAGUUUACCAUACACCACUCGAGACCACACCGCCUUCAGAUGAUGAGAUCAUGGUUACUGCUCAAGGAGAACAAACACCCAAGACUGAAAACGAAUAUGAUUUUGUGAUUUCUGAAAUUAUUCCUAAUUUCUUGUAUCUUGGGCCUGAGAUAGCGACUGUAGAUCAAGUCUCGGGUUUAAAGGCAAGAUCCAUUCGGCGUAUUUUGAACAUGGCAGAAGAGUGCGAUGAUGAUGUGCCUGGUUUAAAGCAAGAUUUUCAAUAUCAAAAGAUUGCUGCUCGAGAUACAGUUGAAAUGCAGAACGUAGAAGAUACACUUCGAAAAGCAGUGAAUGUGAUAGAUGAUUCGAAGAAAAAUCAUGAACCAAUCUACGUUCAUUGUAAGGCAGGUAAAUCACGCUCGGCAGCUGCUAUUUUAGCCUAUCUUGUCCUGAUUGAGCAUUGGACACUCAAGAAAGCAUACAGGCAUAUUGUGAAAAUGAGACCGAAUAUUUCACCCAACAUUGGAUUUGUGGUUGAACUGAUGAAGUUAGAAGAAGGCGUGCAUGGUGGUAUGAGUAAUUUUGCAGGCACAGAUUGGCGCCUGAUUGACUUGACCAACCCACCUAGUCCUGAUACACAAAGAGAAAUGGGAAGAUUAGAAAGGGCUUGGAAAAGAGGUCGAUCGACUAGUAAUGCUAGCCGUCAUUUAUCCAAUAGUCUUCUUAGUCAUGAAGAACAGAGUGGCACUAACUCGAAAUAA
Molecule: messenger RNA, 2212 nt
Organism: Gilbertella persicaria
Lineage: Eukaryota; Fungi; Mucoromycota; Mucoromycetes; Mucorales; Choanephoraceae
Exons: 2
Coding region: 122-2212 (696 amino acids)
Biological process (GO): negative regulation of MAPK cascade; protein dephosphorylation
Cellular component (GO): cytoplasm
Molecular function (GO): MAP kinase tyrosine/serine/threonine phosphatase activity; protein tyrosine/threonine phosphatase activity
Source: RefSeq, a predicted model, not a curated record